Molecule: messenger RNA, 165 nt
Organism: Effrenium voratum
Lineage: Eukaryota; Dinophyceae; Suessiales; Symbiodiniaceae
Source: the annotation of a GenBank genome assembly
AUGCGCAGCGUGGCGGUGGUGCGGAGGGUGCGGCACGCGAACCGCUGCACCACCGAGGGCCCGCUGCUGACGUUGAUGGAGGGCGGUCCGCCCAGCGACGUGAUCCGAGACGUGGCGGCCAUGGAUAUCUCCCGCAGCGUGGACGACAGGCAGGAGCCGAUGUGA